Messenger RNA from Manis pentadactyla (Chinese pangolin), 3301 nucleotides. RefSeq names its product alpha and gamma adaptin binding protein (gene AAGAB). The transcript is spliced from 10 exons. Bases 113 to 1075 code for a protein of 320 amino acids. Lineage: Eukaryota; Metazoa; Chordata; Mammalia; Pholidota; Manidae. The record is from RefSeq and is a predicted model, not a curated record.
CGUUCCUUCCGAGAACGCGCCCGUCCUGGCGUGUUUCCCCCCGCGCGCUGGUGGCUGUGGUGCAGCCCAAGGCGGAAGCGGCUCCCGACCCACCUGGCUCGCCAGCGCAGCUAUGGCCGCGGGCGUCCCCUGUGCUCUUGUCACUAGCUGCUCGUCCACCUUCUCCGCAGACCGACUGGUGCAACAUAUCCUUGGGACAGAAGAUCUUACUGUGGAAGUGACUGCCAAUGAUGCUGUGCGAUUUUAUCCCUGGACCAUUGAUAAUAAGUACUAUUCAGCAGACAUCAAUCUAUGUGUGGUGCCAAACAAAUUUCUCAUCACGGCAGAGAUUGCAGAGUCUGUCCAAGCAUUUGUGGUUUACUUUGACAGCACUCAGAAGUCUGGUCUUGAUAGUGUUUCCGCAUGGCUCCCACUGGCAGAAGCAUGGUUACCUGAGGUGAUGAUCUUGGUCUGCGAUAGAGUGUCUGAGAAUGGUGAGGCGCUCCAGUGCCCGGUAUUUGGUGUAAGCCGGCAAAAAGCUCAAGAAUGGUGUAUCAAACAUGGCUUUGAAUUGGUAGAACUUAGUCCAGAAGAGUUGCCUGAAGAGGACGAUGACUUCCCAGAAUCUACAGGAGUAAAGAGAAUUGUUCAAGCCUUGAAUGCCAAUGUCUGGUCCAACGUAGUGAUGAAGAACGAUAGGAACCAAGGCUUUAGCCUUCUCAGCUCACUGGCCGGAGCACACCGUGGUGCUGGGGCGGCAGAGAGCUGUCACUCAGAGCAGCAGCCCCGUUUGCCAGCAGCAGAUAGGACUGAAUGCCUCUUGGAUCACCGGGGUGGUGCAUCUAACACAACAGAUACUCAGGUUGAUAGCACUGUGGAUCCUGUGUUAGAUCUGGAUAUUCAAGAAUUAGCCAGUCUUACUACUGGUGGAGGAGAUUUGGAGAAUUUUGAAAGACUGUUUUCAAAGUUAAAGGAAAUGAAAGACAAGGCCGCGACGCUUCCUCACGAGCAAAGAAAAUUGCAUGCAGAGAAGGUGAGACAAUCAGGUGGCCAAAGCGUUCUGGAUGGCAAUCGGGGGAGACAGAGAGGAAAUUGAAGGCCUUUCAUCUGAUGAGGAGCACUAAAUCAUUCAUACUAGGGCUUAACAAAGAGGCUCACUCUACCUGAGACACUUCCCUUCUCAAUUGUUUUUGGACUUCGGCUGAGCUUCCCAUCAUCAUGUUGCCCUCCCGACUUGUUUAUAUAGGAUCCUCUUAAUUUUAGUUUUUAGUAGGGGGUUAAGGAGGAAUCUUUCCUUCCUCAGUUAUAAGGGAGUGAAGAGUAAAAGGACAGUAAGGAGGGAGAACUUUCCAAGUACACCUCUUUGUUCCAGGGACAGGAGUGUGAUGAGGCUCAGAGGGCUGUGGGCUUUGCCUGUUCAAGAAGGAAACCACCCCGCCACUCCUGGUCAGCCUCUGGUGUGGCCUUCCCCACACUCACACUGUGCUGCCUCAGAUCGAGCACUCGGGCCGCCUUCUCUGGUGGUCUGGGUUUUCUGCUUCCAAGGAGCUUGCUGUUCUGAGUUUUGAUGCUUCUGAGGGAGGAAGAGAAGCAGCGACCCAUUGGAUGUGUACUGGUGGGGCCAAAGUCGGUGGCCCUCGGGUUAGUCUCCAGCUAAGAAAGGCUCUGGGCAUUUCAUUUAAAGUGGUGUCUGAGCUCAUGAUUAAUGCAUUGAGCAGGCAGUGUGAAUUUUUAGACUAUAAUAAAUGAGGCAAAGGUUUCCACUCUGAUAGGAAUAAAACAAACCCCUCCAUGAAGUUGUUGGGGUUGGGGGUAGAGAGAGAGAAACAAAGAAUUCCCCGGGUGAGCCACGGAAACGCUACGUGGGUGCAUACUGAGAUCUGUGUGUUAGUGUUUCCAUGAAGAAACUCUUCUUCUUCCUUAGCAUUUCCCCCGCUGCUUGAGAUGUCAGAGCUGUGCUGUGUCAUACUCUGUACCCUCAGAACAAGGCACGUUUUCUCUCUGAAAGCCAAACAGAUCACUGCCAAAGUAGUACCACUGAGGAGAGGGCAAGGUGGGACAGGCUGUGAGAUGUCAGGCAGCCAAUCCCUUAGUGCCCUGAGUUACUUCCUGGGCUGAGGUAGGUGAGCCCCAGGGGAACUGAUCAUGAAAGUUUCCAAAGGAAGAGUGGGAAAUAACAGCACAUAAAAUUCCUUCUUUCUCUUUUUGUAGACACUUGCUAGUGCCUGUCAUUAGCCUUCACUGUGGUAGUCAUUGCCACGGCUCUAACGUGGCACGGGGCUGAGGGCUGCUAGGGUAGGCCUAGGUCACUAGAAGAAACGAGUUUCAGGCCCCUCCUUGCCACCAGCAUCUAAGGACUGCUGACCCUGAAACGGAUGGCAGACUGAGUGGAAUGCUCCAGGAAGCAGGCCGGGGUGGCCACAGGAGGGAAGGUUUCAGUGGCUGGAACGUUCAAGAAGAGCCAUUCCAGGGUACCUUGGAAGUUCUCUUUGGUGACUUUUUCUUAACCUCCUUUUUUUUUUUUUUUAAACUAUUCUGAAGGUCUUUGAGACUAAUUUGUCCCAUCAGUGUUUCUUUGAGGUGACUAUAUAAGCCAUUGAUUAGGAAUGUAAGGAAAGUUGGCUCUGGGGUUGUAAAAUGAAAGAUAGAACAUGUUUUUCUUAAGCCAUGAAAGGUUUCAGAAAAUUAGGUCAUACGGUUAGGAAAAACAGACUAGAAGAAGCUGUGAACUUGAUUUUGUGAGCUAAACGAAGUCAGGUGAUUAAAAUGUGAUUUAUUGAUAAAGUCUAAUGUGUGUUGUCACGGUGCUUUUUAGCGGGAUGUGUGAGGGGGAGGCCUUCCUUCACUGCAUCAGGCAUAGUGAACAGUCUAAGACUUUGUCAAACUCACUAUUCUGGAAUCCAUCACACAUACGGAUAACAUCAGCUCAUACUUUCAGGACCUUAGUCUUAGAGUUUAGGAUAUAGGCCCCUUCUAGGGGACUUGUGAGCUAAAAAUAUCCAGUGGUAUCUGCUGAAGAGUCAUGUUUUAAGAAGUGUGAUCAUGAGGUAAUAGUGCAGUAAGUGCUGCCGUCUAUCUAAAGUGACCUGUGUACAUGCCACCCCAAGUUAUUACGGACUGUCCAUCUGGGAUUUCAAACGAGAGCCUUGGCUUUUUUCCCUCUUAAACGUUUCUCAAUUUGCAUAGCACCGUGUCUGGCACAUAGUAAAACCUUACUUUUCGUUUGGAUUUGGAUUUGAUAGUUUGAUGAAUAUGAUCCCAAAGUUUGAAGGUCCAUGAGUGCUGGUAGGGAGAGACAAAAAUAAACAUUUUUUUUUCCCCC